Esox lucius (northern pike) is the source of this 1472-nucleotide messenger RNA. It is a transcript of the gene fkbp14, whose product is annotated as FKBP prolyl isomerase 14. The coding region runs from base 147 to 779 and encodes 210 amino acids. The record is from RefSeq and is a predicted model, not a curated record. Lineage: Eukaryota; Metazoa; Chordata; Actinopteri; Esociformes; Esocidae. Gene Ontology annotation, molecular function: peptidyl-prolyl cis-trans isomerase activity; calcium ion binding. The transcript is spliced from 4 exons.
ACUGGCUGCCACGUCUUGAUCGGUCUUGACGCUGAACUGGGGGGGUGUGCUUGUUCCUGAGUUGCAAGUUCUAUAAUACAUUAUUUAUACGUUCUUCGAGCACGAAUUAAUAAUUAAUAAUAAUAAUUUUAACCGAAAUAUUUGAAAUGUUCCUGGCUUGUUUGAGUUGGUUUUGCACUUCGCUGCUAGUGUUUGUCAACGGAGGAAAACUUCCAGAAGCAGAGGUGAAAAUCACAGUUCUACACAAACCUUUUCUCUGUCAUCGCAAGUCGAAAUACGGAGAUAUUCUGCUUGUACAUCACGAGGGAUAUCUAUCUAAUGGAACCAAAUUCCAUUCCAGCUACACCCAGGGGGACAAGCAGCCUGUAUGGUUUACCCUGGGUAUUAAAGAGGUGAUCAAAGGAUGGGAUAAAGGCCUACAAGGAAUGUGUGCUGGGGAGAAGAGACGCCUCAUCAUUCCUCCUGCACUGGCUUAUGGGAAGGAAGGGAAAGGUAAGAUUCCCCCAGAGGCCACACUAACCUUUAACAUUGAGGUGAUUGAGAUCAGGAACGGACCCAGGUCACAUGAGUCUUUCCAGGAGAUGGACCUCAACGAUGACUGGAAGCUGUCCAAACAGGAGGUGAAGGAGUACCUGAAGAAGGAGUUUGAACGUCACGGUUACCCACCCAAUGACACCCACCACGAGCAGAUGGUGGAGGACAUCUUUAAGAAGGAGGAUGAGAACGAGGACGGAUUCAUUUCUUCCAGAGAGUUCACGUACAAACACGAUGAACUUUAACAUCUAACACUCGUACUUAGGUUGCUUUUCAUUUAGGGUCAGUGUUGGGGACGUUACAGAAAAACACCAAUAUUUUUUGUUUAGAGCCAUUACUUCUUUAAACGUUUACAAAUAUUGCCCCCUUUUUAAAAAGUGAUAGGUUACACUUCUAAUUUUAUUACUAGAGUGAUAGAUCUCCAAAUGUUGUUUAAUGAGAACUGACAAAAUGACAGCAGCGAUCAACAAAAACACUAAACCCUCAAAUGUCUGUUUCCAUCUAAAUUGUGCAUUCUGAAUAGACUGUGUCAGUAUUUCAUGAAAUUCAGGUAUCAUGAAAUUACAUGAUCGUUUGUCUGUUGGACAAGCUGUGCAAAUUGUGCUGAUAGUGUGUGUCUGUGUGUGUGUGAUAUUGUUGGAACAGUUUAUUAAGGGUUUGUUUAUAAACUGCUAACAAUCAGUUAUUUUUUGUUCUUUUUUAUUUAUAGCGCUCCGCUUUUUCUGCUCUGAACAUAUAGUCUGGAAUAUCAAGUUCUAUUGAAUGUUUGGUGAUAGAGAGAGGCAUAAUAACAGUAUCUCUGUUUACAAUUUUUUUGGAACAAUCACUCAUGAUUGAGGGGGGUAGGGAUUUCAGUGGUGGCUGACAGACACUGUCCCCUUGUUUAAUGAUUAAUUGAGAGAUAUACAUUAAAAGAGUGUAUGUAGUGUGCUGUUCAA